AUGGAAAUUAUAAGAAAAGGCGAGAAAGAUAAUGAAGAGAAUGAUGAACUAAGGCAAGAAACGAAAGAAGAGAGGAAUAUUAAAAUGGAUGAAGUCAUAAAGAUUCUUGGGCUAACAUGGGAAAGAAGUACUGAUAAUUUUAGAUACAAAGUAAAUCUUUUAGAACAACAGUCACCUAUUACUAAAAGGAAAAUGGUCGCUGAUAUAUCACGUUUGUUCGAUCCACUUGGUUGGAUAGCACCGUGUAUUAUAGUUGCAAAAAUUAUGAUACAGAGGCUCUGGAUUGCAGGUAUUGCCUGGGAUGAUGAAGCACCUGAAGAACUACUUAAAGAGUGGUGUCAGUUCCGAGAAGAACUUUGUAAACUGCAUGAUUUUCGGAUACCGAGAUGGCUAGGAACUAGUUUAGGUGAUGUCCAAACAGAAUUACAUGGGUUUUGUGAUGCCUCUAAAAUGGCAUACGCAGCAGUUGUCUAUAUAAGAAGGAUUGAUUCUGAUGGUAAUGUGCAUGUGGCUUUAGUUGCAGCGAAAUCUAAAGUAGCGCCCAUAAAACAAGUUUCGAUUCCGAGGUUAGAGCUUUGUGGUGCUGUUGAAUUGACACGGUUGAUGUUAGAUGUGGCUAAAGUCAUGAAGAUAGAAGUUAAUAAACUGCAUGCAUGGACCGACUCUACUAUCGUGUUGGCGUGGUUGGACAGCUUGCCUAAUCGAUGGAAGGUAUUUGUAGCCAAUAGGGUUUCAGAAAUAUUAACUUCCCUGAACCCGAGUCAAUGGUCACAUGUCAGCACUGAUAACAACCCUGCGGAUUGCGCAUCACGGGGAAUAACCCCUUCAGAAUUAAUCGGUAAGGAUCUGUGGUUGAAUGGUCCAAGCUUUCUAUUAGAUAAAAACAUUAAAUAUAAAAAACCAGUAGGAAUAAAGACAAAUUUAGAAGCUAUCAAUGUUCAUUUUAUAAAGGAAGAGGAAGAAAUUUGGGACAGAUUCUCGUCUUUAAAAAGAAUGAUAAGAGUGGUAGCGUACUGUAGGCGGUUCUUACAAAUGAAAAAACCUAAAACAGAAAGAUACAGAGGUUAUUUGAAAACUGAAGAGUUAAAAAAUGCACUAGAAGUAUGUAUUCGUAAGGAUCAAAGGAAAUAUUUCGGUGAAGAGAUAAAAAGCAUAAAAAGAGGCGAAAAUAUUAGAAAGAACAGUAUGUUAAAAUUUUUAAAUCCUAUGUUAGAUGAAAUGAAAAUAUUGAGAGUUGGAGGAAGAUUAGAUAACUCGGAUUUGGAACAGUAUAGAAAACAUCCUAUAGUGAUGGCUAAUAAUCAAAAUUGA
This is a messenger RNA of Melitaea cinxia (Glanville fritillary), 1311 nucleotides long. RefSeq lists its product as uncharacterized. Bases 1 to 1311 code for a protein of 436 amino acids. The transcript has a single exon. NCBI's taxonomy places the organism in Eukaryota, Metazoa, Arthropoda, Insecta, Lepidoptera, Nymphalidae. The record is from RefSeq and is a predicted model, not a curated record.